This is a messenger RNA of Prorocentrum cordatum, 1560 nucleotides long. The record is from the annotation of a GenBank genome assembly. Lineage: Eukaryota; Dinophyceae; Prorocentrales; Prorocentraceae.
AUGGAGCUCCGCCUGCGCGGCACCACCGUCCCAGACGGCCACACGCGGCGGCAGGCGCCCGUGGCGAGGCUGCGCCGCACGCCCGUGAGGCUCCCGACCGACCCGGAGAGGAUCGCGGAGCCCGUCCUCGUGGAGGUCAUGAAGGUGGUGGCGUCUGCGCAGCUCGUGCUGCAGAAGGGGCAGGCGAACUACUCUCUGCACGCGAAGAGCACCGAGGCAGAAGGCGAGGACGCCGGCGGCGGGUUCGACAUCAGCCUGCAGCUGCAGGGGCUGCUGGGCGCUCUCGGCGACGGGGGCAGCGGCGACGCCGCCGCAGCGCAGGGCGGGGAGCCUGGCGCGAGCGCGGCCGACCUGGCGAAGGUCUACCUUGAGGAGACGGGCGUCGUGCGCUACUUCCAGGCCAUGGUGCAGGCGAUGGUUCACGACAGGCCCCGGGACCCGUACCUGUACAUGCUUGAGCAGCUGCAAUCCAGGGCAGAGCUGUGGGUGUACAGUCCGGAAAACGGGCUCCCCAUAGCGAUUCGUCGGACGCCCACGAUCGGGGACGAUGAGUUAGUCGAUGCAGCCAGCUAUCAGAUGACGCCAGGCGAGCAGUUCAGGGCAAUCGAGACGCGGGAAGGCGCAGACGGCGUGCUCUUCCUGAGACUCGCGGAUGGCAGGGGAUGGCUCUUCGACAGGAAGCCUGGUGUCGGGAGGAUGUGCGAGAGGGCCCGCGAGGAGGUCCCAGCCGGCGCGGCGCCGACGCAGGCGAGGCCACCAUCGAAGGCGAGCGUCGAGGGCAGAAGGCGGCUGGGCUCGCCGAGGUCCAGAGCGGAGGUCCGCAGGAGGCUGAAGCAGGGGCUGCGCCAGGCGUGCCUCGGCGGGGAGUUCCAGAGGGCAUUCGAGGAGGUCAUGGGCGCCGAGCCGGCUGGCGCGGGAGCCCCGCGGGAGGCGGCGCCAGGGCGCGCGGCCAGUGCCGAGCACGGCCCCGGGCAGGAGAUGGGAGCCGCGCUCGAGGAGGCGUUCGGUAGCGGCCAGCCGCAGACGGUGCUCGCCGGGGGCAGCGGCCGCAGCGCCGCGGAGCCCGGGGAGGCCCGGGCGGCGGCGGCGAGAGGGGGGAGCCAGGCCACGGCGGGCGGCGCCGUGGGCACCGCGCCCCAGGACGCCCGGGCGGGGGUGGCGCGCAGGCCGAGCAGGAUCACCGCAGAAGGCGGUCCGCCGGCGGUGCCGGUGCACCACGGCCAGAGCGAUGCUGUGAGGCUGCGGGCUCGAGGCAUGCUGGAGGAGCGGUGCUCUGACGGCACCCUGGACGCGCUGUUCAUGGAGGCGAUGGGCACCGGGGGGCGCCCUCAGGAGGCCUGCCGCGUGCCACUGCCAGCGGAGCCGCCAAAGAUGGAGCUUCUCUCGCAGGCCCUGCCUUGCGCCGACCCGGCUGGAGUCCAGAGAGAGCUCCAAGCGAUGAAGGGAGACAGCCACGCCCUCUACGAACAGCUCAGCCUUCUCAAUCAGCACACUGAGAAGCUGAAGCUAGAUCAUACUGCUCUGCAUGACAGACUCGACGACGUCAAAGUUCUGGAAUGA